Molecule: messenger RNA, 2752 nt
Organism: Thlaspi arvense
Lineage: Eukaryota; Viridiplantae; Streptophyta; Magnoliopsida; Brassicales; Brassicaceae
Source: the annotation of a GenBank genome assembly
GUUCCCUCUAUGUUCACGCAUAUCGGAGAGAGAGAGAGGGUACGUCCAAAUCUAUCCACCCGUCUUUUCGCUGUCGUAAAAAAAAUCCGGACCCUGACCCGGGUUAGACCCGGAUCCGAAUCUCCCACAAUCUUGCAUACCACCCAAAUUCAUUUCUUUCCCCAAAAACUUUUCCUUUCACUUUCCCGGGGAAAUAGCCGACGAAAUCGGAAAAUGUACUCGACGAUUCGCUCGCUCCCUCUCGACGGUGGGCACGCCGGUGACUACCAUGGACCUCUUGACGGAACCAAUCUUCCCGGCGACGCCUGUUUGGUCUUAACUACUGACCCCAAACCUCGUCUCCGGUGGACGGCGGAGCUUCAUGAGAGGUUCGUCGACGCCGUCACUCAGCUCGGCGGUCCCGACAAAGCAACGCCCAAAACUAUCAUGAGAACAAUGGGAGUGAAGGGUCUCACUCUCUACCACCUCAAAUCACAUCUUCAGAAAUUUCGCCUAGGGAGGCAAGCUUGCAAAGAAUCAACUGAGAACUCCAAAGAUGCUUCUUGUGUUGGGGAGAGUCAGGACACAGGUUCAUCUUCAUCAUCAUCACUGAGACAAGCAGCGCAAGAGCAGAACGAAGGUUACCAAGUCACUGAAGCUCUACGCGCUCAGAUGGAAGUCCAAAGAAGACUACACGAGCAACUAGAGUAUGGGCAGGUGCAACGGAGACUCCAGCUCAGGAUAGAGGCACAAGGGAAGUACCUACAAUCGAUUCUGGAGAAAGCUUGCAAGGCCUUCGACGAGCAAGCCGCUGCUUUCGCUGGACUCGAGGCAGCAAGGGAAGAGCUAUCAGAGCUAGCCAUCAAAGUCUCCAACAGCUCUCCAGGAACAACGGUGGUCCCUUUCUUCGAUGCAGCGAAGAUGAUGAUGAUGCCAUCUUUGUCCGAGCUUGCAGUAGCAAUAGACCACAAGAACAACAUCACAACCAACUGUUCUGUAGAAAGCUCACUUACUUCCGCCACAAACGGGAGCUCGGUUUCUGCUGCUUCGAUGAAGAAACGGCAUCGUGGAGACAGUGUGGGUGUUGGGUAUGAAGCUGGCUGGAUGAUGCCUAGUAGUACCAUUGGAUAAAGUAGGAAAGAAAGAAAUCAAUUUGGAGAAAGAUAGAGAUAAGAUUAACUUAACUCUUCUUUACUUUGCUUUGGGGUGGGAGAUUGUAUUAUUCGAUACAAAACUUGUCAUCAAAAUUUCAUUUUAGCCCUACUCAUGUAUAUAUUUUGAUGUUGAAGCUUUAACUUUGUGCAUUAUUGUUUAUUGUAUUCAAGUGAAAGCGGUUCAAGGCAGAAACUAUAAAGAAACAAAAAAAGAUAUUAUAAAAAAAAUUGACAUAAAAUGAUGAAAGUGCCACCAAAGUGUGGUUGGUACUAUUCGUAGUGCCUUUCUUCAUGAUUCUUUAUGCUUUACUUAAUCUUCUACGCUUUGUUCCUCUAAUCCAUCUUUACUACGAACAUCAAAAUCAACAUUAGUGAGUUCUUGUUUUUUUCGUAAUUAAUCUAUCUUUCUGGUGUUUCUUUGGCUUAAUACAUAGUUUUGAAAUAAGCAAAACUGUUUCGGAAGUAUGCUCUGCUGCUGUGUUAACUCGAAGAUCAACAAGAAGUAUGCUGAGCUGGACGCGAAGCUUGAACGGAAAAUGGUGGAGAGCCGGAGGAAUUAUCCGGGACACCGGAGUUUGAAGUCCAUGGAUUCGAUAAUCAUGAAGUUUCCUAAGCUAAGAGAAGGAUUAAGAAACAUCAGAAGCGUUUUCGAAUCAUACGAUAAAGAUGAAAACGGGACAAUCGAUAUGGAGGAGCUGAAGAAAUGUUUAGAGGAACUAAAGCUGAGUUUGUCUGAAGAAGAAGUGAAAGGUUUAUAUGGAUGGUGUGAUGUUGAUGGAAGCAAAGGGAUACAGUUUAAUGAGUUUAUUGUCCUUCUCUGUCUUAUUUAUCUUCUUGCAAAACCUUCCUCUGAAUCUUGCUCGGAGUCGAGAGAGAUGGAUACUCCGAAGUUGGUUGAAUCUAUAUUUGAUCCGAUAGUUGAAGUGUUCUUGUUCUUGGACAAAGAUGGUAAAGGGAAACUGAACAAGGCUGAUGUGAUAAAGACAUUGAAUAAUGAAGACUAUCCUCUAGAGAGAUCUCCUUCACAUGUCACCAACAUGAGAUUCGAAGAAAUGGAUUGGGGAAGAAAAGGGAAAGUGGGUUUUAGAGAGUUUUUAUUUGCUUUCAUUAGUUGGGUUGGUCUUGAUGAUGCAGAUGAUUAUAUGAGCAGCUAAGAAAACAACACUUUUAAAACCAAUAAUUUCAUAAAUCUUUACGUCUAGAAACAAUGGUUUAUUAUGAACUAAUCUACUGUGAUCAAAAUGAUGGUUUAUUAUGAACUAAUCUAUUGUGAUCAAAGUGAUUAUGUAAGCUUGUUUUUUUUUUUUUUUUCAAAAUACUAAAUUCACCAACGAGAUAUUUUAAUCUAUUUAAACAAAAACACAACUAAUAUAAAUUGAAAUUACAAAUCCAAUAACACCAAUUGUCACUUCUACUCAUUCUAUUUCUGAAGAAGCAAUGUUGGAAAAAUAUUCUUCGCAUAAAGUUCAUUGCUCCAAGAUAAUUUAUAUGCUCUUCUGCCUUCGGGAUCUAACUCUUUUAUUCCUUGGUUUCUUCAGGUAAACGAAACAAUAAUUUUUUUUAGAAAUUCAUACUCUUUGGGAAGACCAGUUUUCAAUCAUUGGGAAGAAAUAUCUUGG